This is a messenger RNA of Aphanomyces invadans, 1173 nucleotides long. RefSeq lists its product as hypothetical. NCBI's taxonomy places the organism in Eukaryota, Oomycota, Saprolegniomycetes, Saprolegniales, Verrucalvaceae. The record is from RefSeq and is a predicted model, not a curated record. The transcript is spliced from 2 exons. Bases 1 to 1173 code for a protein of 390 amino acids. Gene Ontology annotation, molecular function: oxidoreductase activity.
AUGGUUGCAGCGCUUUCCAUUCUUGCUGCGUCCAUGUGCCUCGCCCUCGUGGCCGCCCAAUGCACCAAUCUCAUCGAAAACGUCGACUUUUACGGCUACGACGUUGGGUCGACAUCCCAGGCAGAUGCCGCGAACUGCUGCGCUAACUGUGCUGCCCAUUACAGCUGUAAAGUUUGGGUUUGGACCAGCUACCAAGGUGGCACGUGCUGGCUCAAGAACCAAACGUCCUCGCCCACGCCACUCGAUAGGGCCAAAGCUGGGGCACUGCCGGCUCCCCCGCUACCUCCUGCUUACGAGGAAUUGAUUGAAAACGUCGAUUACUGGGGACACGACAUCUCAAGCACCAAGCAAAAGUUCGCUCAGGCUUGCGGGGAAGACUGCGACGACACCGAAGGAUGCCAAUUGUUUGUCUGGACCAGCCACGAAGGCGGUACAUGUUGGCUCAAGCACACAUACGGUGGGCAAUCACAUUUGUACGGCGCUAAAGCUGCUCGUCGCGCGUCUGGCAGAGCACCAUAUUCCGCAGCAGCUCCUUUGGCCACCGACACUACCUCCAUGACAACCGCUAUGACCCUUGGACCCACCCUUGCAUAUAACACUCGCACCCUUGUGCCCAUCAAUCGGACCCGCGCACCUACAACAGUCACUCCUCCACCCCCCACCCCAUCGCCCACAACCACAGCAAAGCCGUACCCAACAACGGCACAGAUAUGCCCUGCUCGCGUCCGCAAGCCUUGGAACCAGUUGGACGAAAGCGCAAAAGCGCUGUUCUUGUCUGCGUUGGAGUUGUCCAUGGACCGUGGUUUGUAUCAGCGCUUCCUGGCCAUCCACAACGAGAUGGUGUCCAACAAUGAAGCGCACAACUCGUGCGUGUUUCUUUUCUGGCACCGCAAGUACUUACUCGCGUUUGAAGAUAUGCUUCGCGACCUCGGUGCCCCCUUUGCGUGUCUGGCGCUGCCGUACUUUGACUGGGUCGAAGACUACGCCAACUUCAAAGCGAAAAAGUGCACCAACUUCGGCACGUGCAGUCCCAUCUUACAGGACUUUGGCGGAGCGGAGCACACGAACGCGUCGACGCCAUUCUCGUCGGACCUUAUGAUUUUUGAGCUUCGGUUUGCUGUUCCAAAGUUCGUGGUUCCGAUCCCCGGCUACCGCGGAGUUUACUAUCCAUGA